Molecule: messenger RNA, 1270 nt
Organism: Lepus europaeus (European hare)
Lineage: Eukaryota; Metazoa; Chordata; Mammalia; Lagomorpha; Leporidae
Gene: MS4A4A
Product: membrane spanning 4-domains A4A
Exons: 7
Coding region: 108-815 (235 amino acids)
Cellular component (GO): membrane; Golgi apparatus
Source: RefSeq, a predicted model, not a curated record
CUGAUACCCUGACCUGGGACUUCCCAACCUCCAGAUCUGUGAGAAAUAAAUUUCUGUUAUAACAACCAGGCUGACUGAGACAAGCUUGAAGCACCAUAUCUACUGCCAUGACAAUAAUACAAGGAAAUGAGCAAACCAGAGCAGAUGCUGGCCCUGCCCUGUCCCAACCAGGACAGCAAGCCAAUCUACAUUCAUAUAUGUGGAAAGGGUUGGCGGAGAAGUUCCUGAAGGGGGAACCCAAAGUCCUUGGAGUUGUACAGAUUAUGAUUGCUGUGAUGACCAUGAGUGUUGGAGUAACAAUGAUGAGUGUCACAUUGCCAUAUAGGGUGACACAUCCCAUUUCAGUGUACACAUUUUACACAAUUUGGGGGUCAGUCAUGUUUAUUUUGUCAGGAUCCUUCUCAGUUGCAGCAGGAACUAGAACUACAAAAGGUCUGGUACGAGGCAGCCUAGGAUUGAACAUAACCAGCUCUGUCUUGACUGCAUUUGGGAUCAUAAUCAGUGCAACGAGCUUGAGUAUUUAUUCAUUCCAUCAUCCUUACUGUGACUAUAUUACAGGACAUGAUAGUUGCUUCAUGACCACUUCCAUUUUACUGGGUAUGGAUGGUAUUGCUCUCCUUUUAAGUGUGCUGGAGUUCUGCAUUGCUGUGUCCCUCUCUGCCUUUGGAUGCAAAGUAACCUGUUGUAAUCCUAGUGGGGUUGUGCUCAUUAUGCCAACAAACUCACAUGGAGCAGAACCGGUAUCCCCUGCACCAUUUAAAGAAGAUUUAGUGCCAACAGAUCAACAGAAAAAUGUUCCAGAAUAUCUACCCUGAUUGUAAUGCAAGAAUCCCACUUGGAAAAGUAUUAGACUCCAACUUAGACAUAUAUGUAAAAUAAAUUCAGAAUCAUGUUCUCCUUUUUCCCAAACUACUCAAUGAUUCAAUUUGCUGACUCUUUAACAGAAUAUCAGAAGUUGAAUAAGCAAAUCAUACACUUAAUGGGUCAGCAGAAAUUGAAAGUAAAAAAAAAAUCUCUUUAAAGCAGUAUAAAAGAGCACUGUAUUAUCAAAAAAGAGUUGGCAGGGCAAAGGCAAAAAGGUAUUGCUGAGAUGAGGACUAGUGGGCUAUACUUUAUUAAUAGUAUUCAGAAAUGCAAUUCAUUUUAACAUACUGACCAUUUUUAUGGAAUCCUUUUUUCCUUAUCCACAUUUUUAUCAACUAUCUUUUUCUUUUAACUUGAAGAACUUUAACAUUUAUUGUUGUGAAAUUUUUCUGGCAUUACAUUGUUU